CUGGAGUGCUCAGACGGGUUGUACUACUCCAGGCACUACUAGUAAUUUCGGCACUUUUUCUGGUCAAACAGUUUUGCCUGCCGCCUACCCUGGAAAAUGUUCUCCUAGAAUAAGUGGAGAUCUUGAGGGAAGGCUAGGCAAUGCAUAUCGCCACAUUCAAAACAUGCCCCCCUCGCCGAUAUCACCCGCUAUCAGUCAAUUGACUGGCGAUCCUCGCACUUAUCAGAAGCAAUUAGGAGUGCCCCAACAUUCGGUCAUCAACCAACCAACGCUGAAGAUGCCCAGCCUUCCGAAUCCUCAUGCCACGCAUACAAGAUCACAUUCACAACCCCUUCCGUCAUCGUCCCCCUUUGAAUCUCUACCUACGUCAUGGACUUGGGAUGAUGCACCUGAACCGAGUAGUGCUGCGCAAUUUCAUCAUGCUCAAAUCAAGGCACAUUAUCACCAACCGCCUUCAUUGCAAAUCGAUAUUAAUGACCGUCCGAUAACGCCUUCAGUUCAUUCCUCCCAAACAUCGCCCACCAUGAUCCUCGGUCCCGUAAAGCCCCAUCCCGUCGGUGCCGUCGCGCCGUUGUCGCCGCAGCCAGAAGAUGGUCAUAUUACAUCAGAGUUUCCCCUUCGAAGGAGGUCAAAGCUGUUCAAGCGACAUUCAGUAGCAUUGUCGCAUGUUUCAAGUUCAUCCCAAUUGUCAAACCGCAUUACCUCGGAGGAGACUCGUACCGCAGAGGAUGGCCAUAUCACCAGAUGCCCGCUUCAAAAGAGGUCAAAUUUGAUCAAGCGAUGCUCAUCAUUGGUUUCUCAUGUCUCAAGUUCAUCCCCCUCACCAUCAUACCACAUUGUGUCAGAAGAGACUAGUACCCCCUCCAUCAUCCAACCAAGAAUCAAACUCCGAUAAGGACGUCCGCAACCAAAGUCUUCUACCACUCGUUAAGCCUUCAUCGCCACUACGGCUAGACAUACCGAUACAUCAGCCAUGGCACGAUCGGCGAACAAACUUUGAGUUAUCACCCAUGCGGAGAAGACCCCACAGUAGUGCAUCCAUUGCCUUGUCAGCAUCAAGCAUUCAAAAGGCCAGUCCCAGCACUGAAGCACUUGCGUCUUUAGCAUGGAUUGGUGCGUCUCCAAGGAGCACUUCUGUUUCGACAUCUUCUGGCAAUUCGCAUUAUACCCGAUCAAGCGC
Messenger RNA from Suillus subalutaceus, 1180 nucleotides. RefSeq lists its product as uncharacterized. The record is from RefSeq and is a predicted model, not a curated record. The coding region runs from base 164 to 895 and encodes 243 amino acids. NCBI's taxonomy places the organism in Eukaryota, Fungi, Basidiomycota, Agaricomycetes, Boletales, Suillaceae. The transcript is spliced from 2 exons.